This is a messenger RNA of Didymella exigua CBS 183.55, 623 nucleotides long. RefSeq names its product histidine-phosphotransfer domain, HPT domain-containing protein. Gene Ontology annotation, molecular function: histidine phosphotransfer kinase activity; protein histidine kinase binding. The record is from RefSeq and is a predicted model, not a curated record. Gene Ontology annotation, cellular component: nucleus; cytoplasm. Lineage: Eukaryota; Fungi; Ascomycota; Dothideomycetes; Pleosporales; Didymellaceae. Bases 120 to 605 code for a protein of 161 amino acids. The transcript is spliced from 3 exons. Gene Ontology annotation, biological process: phosphorylation; phosphorelay signal transduction system.
UCCGGCCUCACCUCUGGACCUUGCCUCGCAGCGUCUGCGACCUCGAAAGUCGUGUUGCCUGUCUCACCCGUACCUACUGAUUUGGGUUGUUCGCGGGCUGUCGCGCAUUUGCAAGCAAGAUGCCUAGCUCAGUAAAGGACGAAGACAGGAGCGUGAACGGCGACGGCGGCAUCAUGUCGAUUCCCGGCGCAGAAGACACCAUCGACCCGUCCACCUUCGAGCAGAUCCUCGAGAUGGAUGAGGACGAGGCUGAGCGCGAGUUCUCGCAGAGCAUCGUCUACGACUUCUUCACCCAGGCCGAGGGCACCUUUGUGAAGAUGGACACCAACCUGUGCGUCGAGAAGAAGGACCUCAAGACACUUAGCGAGCUUGGCCACUUCCUCAAGGGCUCGUCUGCGACGCUCGGCCUGACCAAGGUCAAGGAUUCUUGCGAGAAGAUCCAGCACUACGGCCAGCUGAAGGACGAGACGGGCACAAAAGACAUUGAGGAGAAGGAGGCGCUGAAGAGCCUGGAGAAAAUCAUCAGCCAGGCCAAGGACGAGUUCCACGAGGUCGAGAAGGUACUCAAGAAGUUCUACAACGACGACGACGACGACGACGAAUGAGCGUCGCCACCCGCUCUC